Molecule: messenger RNA, 4092 nt
Organism: Mastomys coucha (southern multimammate mouse)
Lineage: Eukaryota; Metazoa; Chordata; Mammalia; Rodentia; Muridae
Gene: Sntg1
Product: syntrophin gamma 1
Exons: 21
Coding region: 1708-3261 (517 amino acids)
Cellular component (GO): intracellular anatomical structure; dystrophin-associated glycoprotein complex
Molecular function (GO): protein binding; structural molecule activity
Source: RefSeq, a predicted model, not a curated record
UCUGGGCAGUCACCAGGCCUUUGGUGGUGCUGUCUCCUCCCGCGCUCACCAUGCAACCGGGUGAACUGCAUAGAAAGCGGGCGCUGAGGCGAGGAACCCCAGCGUGAGCAAGCAAUCCACCUCAGGACUUCCCCAGUGCAGCCAGCGGUAGAGAGGAGCCGGCAUACAGCUUCACUGCCUGCCCAAGCCCUGUCCCCGCGCUAAGCCCGCACGGCCCCCUUGGUCGGAUCAAACUCUGGGUGCACAAGUCUGCGCUGCACAAGUUCUUCGGAGGGAGCUGGGCUCUCCCCAGGCUGGCAUUUGUGGGGCGCUCUUCAGCCUUACCACGGUCACCCAGAGCACCGCAGGGGCGCCGCCGCCGUGUUAAGCAGCUUGCCUCAUUCUCCACUCUGUAUUUCACUUCCUCCAUCUCACUUCAGUCGUGCCUGCACCGGUUGCCUUGUGUGGGCGGCAGAGCCUCUGCGGCCUCCUAUAGGGCCACGUUCUCGGACCUGCGUCCAGCUCUAAGGCAAGCUUCUCUACUGGAGUGGGGUCAGUAAGGUGCCACCAGGAGCCUGACCGCGGAGCUCAGUAACCCGGGGGACGUCUUGGUCUGGUGCCUAGGCCUUGUUGGAGCAUUUUAGGGAUGGCUUAACAGCCCUGCCUACCUGAUCCACUACUCUCAUCCAGUCUUUUGUGCGGCGACACGCCCCCACCCUUGCGGGAACCCGGGCUGUGGGCGGUGGGAGGACGGGAGCCGGAACGCAAGCUCCCUGUCCCCGCUGUCCGCGCGAAACGGCAUCUCGGAAACAAAGGAAACCUACUCAGAGCCGCUGUGAACUCAGAAGAGGCUCCGCUCUUGCUUCCCACGGAUCCACUACCCUUACCCAACCUUUCCGGAAGCUUUGCCAGCGUAUACACAUGAGGGUAUCAAGCUGGAGAGACCAUUAAUCCCCGAGAAAGGAAACACGGCGGAGAAACAGCAAAGCUGGAAGUCUGGAAGCGGCCUUAGCAGGAGUGUAGGGUCUGGAGUAGGCUAAGGGGUCCUGGUCCCCUGGCUUCAGCACCGGAAGGGAUGGACAGCGUCUCCCAGCUGCGCGGCUGCCUGGGAGACCCUACCGUGUUGCUGCUGCUGCCUCUGCUGCUGUCCUCCCUGCCACAGUCAUCCACAAGAGCUCUUAGCAGCUAAAAGGCGGUGCCUUCAGUCCCCUUCCUUGAUGGACGAAAACCAGCCCUCUUCAUCCUCUGCCACUCAUAUCAACCUGACUCCACGGAGUUAAACUCUAGGCAGCAACUUCAAAAAUAAUUUUCUAUACGGGACUCGGGGGGAAUGCAGGCAGAAGAGUGGAGUCGAAGUUCUUAGAAGCACCAGGGAACCAUGGGCGCUGCGGUAGGAAUUGAAAUUCUCAAAGGCCCGCAGUUUUUAAAAUAAGAACGUCCCUGAGUGGAUUGCAGCUGUUGUGGAGAUAGCUUUGUGAGAGGUCAGAGAUACUAAAUCCCAACAUUAGAGAAGCUGAAAGGACGUCAAUACCUCUGUUCAGCAGCCACCCUCUACAAACCACCACUGAGCUUUCAGCUAAGUGAUGCUAGUGAUGGGAGGAGCUUUUUGUGGUUUUUAGAUGACUGAAUCUUAAUAAGAUCUAGCAGCGAGUGCUCCUACUGCUGUAUGAACAAGAGUCACCCUGGGUUCCUGCAGCCAAGACCACAUCCUUCACAGUGCCACAGCACAUGGAUUUCAGAACUGCCUGUGAGGAGACAAAGACAGGUGUUUGCUUGCUACAAGAUGGUAAUCAAGAACCUUUUAAAGUCCGGCUACACCUUGGCAGAGACCUGCUGAUGCUACAGGAGCAGGAUGUGCUGUGUGUGUCUGGUGAGCCUUUCUAUUCUGGUGAAAGAACAGUGACCAUCAGAAGACAAACAGUAGGAGGAUUCGGAUUAAGCAUAAAGGGAGGUGCAGAACAUAACAUCCCGGUUGUCGUUUCCAAAAUCUCCAAGGAGCAAAGAGCAGAGCUGUCUGGACUGCUUUUCAUUGGGGAUGCAAUUUUACAGAUAAAUGGAAUUAAUGUGAGGAAAUGCAGACACGAAGAGGUGGUUCAGGUUCUUCGGAAUGCUGGGGAGGAAGUGACCCUGACAGUGUCAUUUUUAAAACGAGCACCUGCUUUCCUCAAACUCCCACUAAAUGAAGACUGUGCAUGUGCUCCAAGUGACCAAAGCAGUGGUACCUCCUCUCCUCUUUGUGACAGUGGCUUACACCUCAACUACCAUCCAAACAACACAGACACACUUUCCUGCUCUUCGUGGCCCACAUCUCCAGGCCUGCGGUGGGAGAAGCGGUGGUGUGACCUCAGGCUCAUUCCCCUACUUCAUGCCCGCUUCUCCCAGUAUGUGCCAGGGACUGACCUGAGCCGGCAGAAUGCUUUCCAAGUUGUUGCUGUAGAUGGAGUCUGCAGUGGAAUUCUUCAGUGUCUCUCUGCUGAAGACUGCAUGGAUUGGCUCCAAGCAAUAGCAGCUAACAUUUCAAACCUCACAAAGCACAAUAUCAAAAAAAUCAACAGAAAUUUCCCUGUAAACCAGCAGAUAGUCUACAUGGGCUGGUGUGAAGCUCGGGAGCAGGAUUCCCUCCAGGACCGUGUGUACACACCUGUGUUUCUUGCCCUGAGAGGCUCCUGUCUUUACAGGUUCCUGUCACCUCCAGUGACAACCUGGGACUGGACUCGAGCAGAGAAAACCUUCUCCGUAUGUGAGAUCAUGUGCAAGGUUCUCAAGGACAGUGACCUGCUGGAUCGACGGAAACAUUGCUUCACUAUGCAGUCUGAGUGUGGGGAGGACCUCUACUUCUCUGUGGAGUUAGAGAGUGACCUUGUCCAAUGGGAACGAGCCUUCCAAACAGCCACCUUCCUCGAAGUGGAGCGCAUACAGUGCAAGACCUAUGCAUGUGUGUUGGAGAGUCACCUAAUGGGCCUCACUAUUGACUUCAGCACAGGCUUCAUCUGCUUUGAUGCAGCAACAAAGGCUGUACUUUGGAGGUAUAAAUUUUCUCAGCUUAAAGGCUCAUCAGAUGAUGGCAAAAGCAAAAUCAAAUUUUUGUUUCAGAAUCCAGAUACGAAACAGAUUGAAGCAAAGGAGUUGGAAUUUUCAAAUUUAUUUGCUGUUCUUCACUGUAUUCAUUCAUUUUUUGCUGCCAAAGUAGCUUGUUUGGACCCUCUGUUCUUAGGUAAUCAGGCUGGUACUUCUGCUGCUGCCAGCUCUGCUUCUACAAGCAAGGCAAAGCACAUGGCUUGACAUGCUGAGCUCUGCCUGACAGCCUCCAGGGUCACUCUCUCCCUACUUCCACCCUGGAGAGAACAUGCUGUCACCAAGUCAACCAUGGAGUCAAAGUGCAGUUCCAGCAACAGAAAGGUCAGGGGGCAUCUGCAAAUGACCCUGGAAGAGCAGAGCAACCUCUUUGUUCUCCACUGAUCUCUAUCAGGAUACAGCUGUCACCAUGUCUGGUGACAAAGGAAUGAUUGGUGUAAAGUAUGUAAAUAAUAUAAAAAUUGUAAGCUAUCUAUAAAUAAAAAUACCAAUUAAAUGGCUAUUUCUCUAUUUUAGAUGAUUUUAUAUGACAAAUACAUAUUGGGCCAGAUUAUGAAUCAAUGCCCUAUCAUUAUAUUAUGAGUGUAAAGAAGUUAAAAAAUAAAAGCAAGGCAAGUAGCAUGCAAAUCAAACAAACAACAAAACAAAAUAAAACAAAACAAAAUGAAAACAAAUGACCUCAAAGACAGAUGCACCUUAACUUACCCAUGUGAGUUACUUCCUAUAUUCUCAUCCCAUGGUUCCAUAUGAUCACUCCAGCUGUGUGUAUCUUACUGUAAAAUACUCUGUAGAAUUAAUAAAGACAAUUACAUUGGCCUGUGAAAACACUGCAAGAAAUGAAAUAUUUCUUCUUUGGUGAAUGUUACUAACAUGUUUUAUAUUAGAAAAUGGUAUUAAUCAUGAAUGUCACACUCUUCAUUUAAAUACAUUUCUUCUUUUUUGCCUAAUGAGAUUUAUGAACAAACUAAAUUUUAAUAAAUUUAAAUACCCCAAACCUCUUGCAGAAAAAAAUAUCAAUAAAUUCGGUGUAAGAAACAA